AUGGACACAAUGCUAAUUUGCCCAAAGGUGGGCAAGAUGGAUGAACUUGACACAAAGGACAAAUUGCACAAUGAUUGUGACGAUGUCAUGAAAAGCUAUCCAUCUUUGUCAGGGAAUAUAGUGUUAGGGACUUUGCUUUAUGCCAUCUCAAUGCUACAAACAAUGGUAGCAACCAAUUCUGGAUGUCAAACACUUCAAGUUAUCUGCUUAGCUUGA
Messenger RNA from Dovyalis caffra, 216 nucleotides. The record is from the annotation of a GenBank genome assembly. NCBI's taxonomy places the organism in Eukaryota, Viridiplantae, Streptophyta, Magnoliopsida, Malpighiales, Salicaceae.